Molecule: messenger RNA, 2492 nt
Organism: Cygnus atratus (black swan)
Lineage: Eukaryota; Metazoa; Chordata; Aves; Anseriformes; Anatidae
Gene: OTUD1
Product: OTU deubiquitinase 1
Exons: 1
Coding region: 8-1291 (427 amino acids)
Biological process (GO): protein deubiquitination
Molecular function (GO): cysteine-type deubiquitinase activity
Source: RefSeq, a predicted model, not a curated record
GGCGAGGAUGCAGCUGUACAGCUCGGUCAUCACCCACUACCCGCCGGGCGCCGCUCCCCCGGCCACCGCCGCGGCCGUCUUCAAGGUCUCGCUGCCGCCGGGACCUCCCUCCGCUGAGGCGGCCAAGAGCGGCGCCGCGGGGCCCGGCCCGGCCGCGGGGAGCCCCGCUAAGGACGGCUCCGUGCCCGGCGGGGGCACCACCGCCACCGCCGCCACCACGAGCAGCAGCGCCAUGCCCGCCUUCUCCUCCUGCCUGCAGGUGAUGCCGGCGGCCAGCCCCGCCGGCCCCCACUACAGCUCCUGCGCCCACAUCGCCGUGGCCGCCCGCCGCCGCCGCCCGCUGGAGCGGAUCGUGCCGGUGCGCGUCGUGCAGCGAGACGAGGCCCGCGGGGAGACGCUGCCGGCCCCGCCGCCGCCUCACGGCCGAGCCUGGCUGGAGGGCGUCCUGGAGGGCGUGCGGCAAGCCGGGGGGGACGCCGAGCCCCCGGCCCCCGCCGCCGCCAUCCCGCGGCCCGCCGAGGAGCCCAGCAACCGCAGCCUGCGCCUCAGCGAGCACCGCCAGGCGCUGCAGGCCGCCGCCGGCAGGCCCCGCGGUGAGGGGCGGCCUGCUUGCCGUGAGGGAGAGGAGGAGGAGGAGGAGGAGGAGGAAGGCGGCCGUGGUGGCGGUGUGCCCCUCCGGGGGUUGUGCGGGCGAGCGGAGCGCAGCGAGAAGCUGGCGCUGUACCUGGCCGAGGUGGAGAAGCAGGACGGGUACCUGCGGCAGAAGGGCCGGUUCCGCUUCCACAUCAUCCCCGACGGGAACUGUCUGUACCGAGCCGUCUGCAAGGCGCUGUACGGCGACCAGCGGCUGCACGGCGAGCUCCGCGAGCAGACGGUGCACUACAUUGCCGACCACCUGGACCACUUCAGCCCCAUCAUCGAGGGCGACGUGGGAGAGUUCCUCAUCGCCGCCGCGCAGGAUGGCGCCUGGGCUGGCUACCCGGAGCUGUUGGCCAUGGGGCAGAUGCUCAACGUGAACAUCCACCUGACGACGGGCGGCCGGCCCGAGAGCCCCACCGUGUCCACCAUGGUCCACUACCUGGGGCCCGAGGACCCGACGCGGCCCAGCAUCUGGCUGAGCUGGCUCAGCAAUGGGCACUAUGAUGCCGUGCUGGACCGCCUGUGCCCCAACCCAGAGUACGAGGCGUGGUGCAGACAGACUCAGGUGCAGCGCAGGCGGGACGAGGAGCUGGCCAAGUCCAUGGCAGUGUCCCUGUCCAAGAUGUACAUCGAGCAGAAUGCCUGCUCAUGAGACCGCCCGGCCCGUGGGCUGACAGACUGACGGAAGGUGCGCUGGCUGUGAUGGUGAUGCCUUAAUCCUUAACGAAGCAGCAGCACCCCAGACUGAGAAGAGCCACAGAUUGUGGGGGAUAAAUCCAAGCGUAUUUGUAAUAUUCUGUUGUAAAAAGAAAACCUUAGCCUCGGAUUAUUUGCCAGCAGGUUCUCCGUGUAUGUUUGUGUCUCCCCUCCCCACUGUUUCUCUAUUUUCUAUAAGAAUGUAUUUUUUGCACAAUAUUUUUAAACUGUUACCUCCAUCUCCCACAUCUCGUGUUAGUAUCUGGCUUUGAGCUGUACAGCCAAAAACAUUUGUAAACAGUUUUUGUAGAUAAGGCUUAUGAUGUAACAGCUAUUUUUUGCUGUGUUUUUUUACCCAUAAACCUUAUAUUUCUACCAAAUGAAGUUGGUGUCAAACGACCCUCCCUAACUGAUGAAAGCAUUGUGGGUGUUUCUUGCAAAACAAUAGUUUCUCUAGAAGUGCAGCAAAGUCUGAAAAGAUUACUUCUUAAAACAGUUGCUUUCUCUGCCUCCAGCACAGAACAGGUCCUUUGAGCCGGCUGGAAUGCAGCUGACAUGAACAGUACAGGGAGCAAUUGACUCUUCUGUAUUUAAUUACUGUUUUGAGUAAACUGGCCUCUUGUUGCCUGGUUGGCUUACCCUCUGCUCCAUUUAUGUUAUUUAUCUGUAAUAACAGAACAUUAACUUGCAAUAGAAUGUUGUGACUAGAUAAUAGCCUCCCGCUUCGGCAAUAAUUGCCUUGGCUGCACCUCAGUGUUUGUGUCUGGUUUCUGGGGUUAUGGUGUCUUUUGUACAGGCCCUGCUUCUUUUUUGGCACUUGUAUUGCACCAACAAAUCAUUAUCUGAUCACAACAUUUUAUUCAUUUAACUUUAUUUUCUAAUCAAGAAAUCAGGAGCGGUGUUCUGCAUUAAAAAGUAUUUAAAUUGAGAUUUGUAUGGUUUGCUGGGUCAAACAUUUAAAUGUUUCCAAUCUGAAUUCUGUUUCUUCUACUUUCUGAUUAACUUGUUAGAUAUAUUUAUUAAGUAAUGCAGUUUGUACUUUUUUAUUUUGUAAUAUAUUGUGAUUUUGGAAUUUAUACCGUAUUUGUAUAAUAGGAGUAUUCUCAGCUAAAAUGGAAUGAAUAAAGAAUAUAAUUUUACUUGUGCACCCUUUGCGU